UUAUUCAGUCUCGCGCCGGCGCCGGCAUCGAUCGCGGGGGCAACCAUUAUUCACAUUAAUAUAAGAGCCUUAUUUCUAUGCAUUACGAACAUGUCCCGUUUUGCCACUAGGCUUCCUUCCUGUGAAUCAUGACUCGAGUGCGGUGAGGUGCCAAUUUCAGUCGAAUGUGAAACGCAGAGGGACGCAUGCGUCUCAUAAGUGGAUUUUUUUAUCGUAAAAAACAUUGUGGAUGUAACACAAAAGAUAGAUAUUUUUUUUUUAUAUUGUUACAUAUUCCUAGUUUAAAGUGUUGUUUAAUUUAUUACGAUGGAGUUGUUGUCGUUUUUGUUGGUGUUUGUUAUGUUUUGGAAACCGUCCUGGAGCAUGUUGUGUUAUAAAUGUGAUGCAACUCCGUUAGAUCGCUCGUAUCUCAACACGAAGUCGUGCGAACACUUCGACUACAGUGAAGAAUACCAAACCGAAUGCGACUCGUCCACAAUGUGCGUCAAGAGGGUCACCACGUUUACUUUACAAAAUGGAGUGACAACAACGAACGUGUACCGUGGAUGCGCGCCGCAGACCUUGAGCGGCGAUCAGGCGAAGAUCAACGGCAAAUGGCGUCAAGUGAAGAAAAUAUACGAAGCUUACGAGGAGAAGUGCGCGGAAGAUCAGAGCGACGAGCAGAGAAUCACCAAAACGACCAUCUGUUACUGUAGGGGCGACUUUUGCAACAGCGCGCAACGAGCCGCAACAAUAGGAAUAUUCGUUGUCUUAUUAGGUCUGUUAGUUAUGAGUUUAUAAACUGUAAAUAAAUUAUAAGAUAAUACUCAGAAUAUAAACCAAAGCCUUAUACGCAAUGUUUAAUUGCACUGAUUAGUACAAGGCAAAGCGACGCUGGGCUCAAAGCUGAUAGGAGGUAAAUAAAUGCAAUAAUCACGUACCUCAAUUACAUUAAGUAUAGGUAGGUAACUACGGAUUUUAAUUAAAUUUAAUUUGUCAAUAAUUCAACAGUAUAACAGUAAACGCUUUUUCCGUAAUGGUGGGUUCUGUUGGCUCUCAUUGGCCGCUGCAUUUCUCAUGCUAUCAGUGCCUAUAAAAUUUUCAAUUAUAUAUUUACUUGCCUUAAGGUGCAUAUUACUACACUCAAGGGUUAGAACAAAGCACUAAAGUAUGGAGAAGUAGACAGAGGGGAGGUAAAUAUCCCUUUUUGCUGCAUUGUUUAUUACAAAAAUAUGCCGCAUGUAAAUAAUCCUUUAAUUAUUACGUUGUGGUUUAGGUUAUAUCCGUUGUUUUUUAUUUAUUUCUGACAUAAUAACGAUAAUUAUGCCAAAUUAUAAUAAAAUACCUUUCUAUUUUUUCUGUACAAUUUUACCUAAAGCUUCACCUUA
Messenger RNA from Manduca sexta (tobacco hornworm), 1367 nucleotides. RefSeq lists its product as uncharacterized. The coding region runs from base 307 to 780 and encodes 157 amino acids. Lineage: Eukaryota; Metazoa; Arthropoda; Insecta; Lepidoptera; Sphingidae. The transcript has 3 exons. The record is from RefSeq and is a predicted model, not a curated record. Gene Ontology annotation, biological process: sleep; regulation of synaptic transmission, cholinergic; positive regulation of voltage-gated potassium channel activity.